AUGGCACUCUCGUUCUCACUCUCUUCAGGCGUAACUGUUUCUAACCGUUUUCCCUUUUCUUGUAUUUGGAAACCGAAUGGUAAGAGUUACAGUGGGCCCAAUAAGGUGUCAUGUUCAGCACGUAAGGAAAAGAGUCCGUUAGUUGGAUUUGGUGUAGGGAUUGUAGCGGCUUUCGUUAUGGGUUUAACGGCGUUGGAUGCGGAUGCAACGAGAAUUGAAUACUAUGCUACUGUAGCAGAGCCAAUGUGUGAGCUCAAUUACGCUAAGUCUGGGCUUGGUUACUGCGACGUUAUUGAGGGUUUUGGUGAUGAAGCUCCUCUCGGAGAGCUUAUCAAUAUUCAUUAUACUGCGAGGUUCGCUGAUGGAAUCGUAUUUGAUAGCAGUUAUAAACGUGGUAGACCUCUCACUAUGCGUAUUGGGGUUGGCAAGGUAAUCAGGGGAUUGGAUCAGGGGAUUUUGGGAGGCGAAGGAGUACCUCCAAUGCGGAUAGGUGGGAAACGCAAUCUAAGGAUUCCUCCAUUGUUAGCAUAUGGCCCUGAACCUGCAGGGUGUUUCUCAGGUGACUGCAAUAUACCCGGCAAUGCCACUCUUCUGUAUGAUAUUAAAUUUGUUGGUAUUUAUUCGGGCAAUAGGUGA
Lathyrus sativus (Indian pea) is the source of this 636-nucleotide messenger RNA. The record is from the annotation of a GenBank genome assembly. NCBI's taxonomy places the organism in Eukaryota, Viridiplantae, Streptophyta, Magnoliopsida, Fabales, Fabaceae.